AUGGUCGUAGAGGAGCUCAACUCCGCAGAAGCCGCAGAUCUAUUACUUCGAUCGAAAACUACUCCUUCUGCAGAAAAUCGCACCCUGAGUUCAACUUCAAGCUCCAUUGAAGAAACUGGCAAUUCCACCAAUUUUGAAUCAACCACUUUGGCGGACGAAAACAUAACCACCGAGUUCAUCAAGAAUAUCACCGAUUUCGACAGGAACGAGGAAAGUGCUGAAGCAGGUUAGUUAUCGCAGUGAAAAAGGAAGCUUAGUUUUCCACAAACUUUUCAACUUGUCAGCUUCAUUUUUCUCUCACUUAACCUUCCAAAAACACGGCUUGUUAUUAAUGUGAGAGAGAGAAAAAGUUCGAAGUUGAUUCAAGUAUCCGCAAAAGAGAAAAUGUUUGAUAUAUCAAAUAAAAUUUUUCAGAAAGUACAACGACUCCCGAAGAAGAAGCAUUCUCGCACAAUUCAACAGCCUCUGAUCCUGUGUUGGAAGGAUUUUUAGGAAAAAAGGAUUCCAACCUAGAAACCUCUACUUCAAAGUUCCAGACUCCCCCAGAUUCUUCUUUUUCAGUUAUGGUUAACGCAGCCAAGGUUUCAAAAAGGAAUUGAAAAAUACCGACUUCGGUGCGUUGAGGACUUUGUGAAGCGCUACCUGACGAAUGAACAGUGGCGCAACUUGAGAAGACUACUUCGUACAAUAAAAGAGGUUGGCGGAAGCCGUGACGACGUCCAUCGCGCAGCAACGUCGUUCAUUUCCAAGGUUUUCUAAUCGCUGGUUUUCGGGUCUCCUUCGAAUCAAAUCCUUGUUCUGGCCCAAAAAACAAUAUAAUUACAGGUUGUCUCAAAAGUGGAAAUGUCGGAAAUCUUGAACCGAAGGGAAGAACUUUUCAAGACCUUCAACAAACGCUUUUUUCGCAAAGUUUGA
Molecule: messenger RNA, 915 nt
Organism: Caenorhabditis auriculariae
Lineage: Eukaryota; Metazoa; Nematoda; Chromadorea; Rhabditida; Rhabditidae
Source: the annotation of a GenBank genome assembly